Molecule: messenger RNA, 615 nt
Organism: Lobosporangium transversale
Lineage: Eukaryota; Fungi; Mortierellomycota; Mortierellomycetes; Mortierellales; Mortierellaceae
Exons: 3
Coding region: 1-615 (204 amino acids)
Biological process (GO): negative regulation of fatty acid biosynthetic process; positive regulation of transcription by RNA polymerase II; double-strand break repair via homologous recombination
Cellular component (GO): BRCA1-A complex; BRCA1-BARD1 complex; plasma membrane
Molecular function (GO): ubiquitin-protein transferase activity
Source: RefSeq, a predicted model, not a curated record
AUGUAUGUCUGUGCUGGAGUAUGCAAUAUUGAGGAAAUGGAAAAAGACAAAGACAAAGCUUUACCAUUUAUUACAACUGCUGACUUUACACCUUAUUUCCUGGGGAUUAUUGCAUCCAUGAAUGCUGGAUAUUGGGUCGACGAAACCGGAUACCAGAUCCACAAUAAUGAGUAUGGAACGAAUGCACCGCAGAAAUCACGGGCAAGUAAACUCAAGGGGGAUCCUCCAUUGUUCGCCGGCUGCGAAAUGCAGCUCUCUGGACAAUUCGGUAACCCCACUAGAGAUGAAAUUGAGCUCAUGAUUCGUGCAGGUGGAGGAAGAGUUGUGCCUCAACUCUUUCUUCGUGAUAUGCGGUUUGCAAAGUCGAUAGCUGCCACUACAUUGCCGCCACCAUCAGAAAAUGGAAACGACAAUAAUACUGUGCGACAUCUUAUCGUCUUUGAUCAAGCAGGAGAAGGAGUUAUUAGCAGUAGAAAGCUUAAAACGGAGGUGAAGGCGAUGCGUGAACUGGGACAAUCUCUAGGCAAGCGCGUAGAGGUUGUUCAACGCAAAAUUUUGCUUGAGUGCAUUGCAGCAUAUGAUAUGGAUAGACUUGUGGAGGCGGACAUUGCAUAG